ACACAGCCUCAAAAUGUACUCCAACCAACCUUCAGCCCCGCUGCUUUUUGUGUUUAUUUCCAUCUCUUUCUGUGUUGCUCAAUCCAAAAGAAAUAAUAAUACGAAUGAUACCUCGGUUGAAAACAAAAAAUGGAUCACAAAUUCGUCUAGAAUCUUCCAAAAUUUAAUGGAGGAUUAUGAUCCAUCAAUUGCUCCGUUUGUUCCAGGUAAGCCAGUGCAGGUGGCACUCACAUUUGAAAUCCUGGCUUUUGGCGAGAUGAAGGAAGCAAAAAUGGAAUACAGCUUAGAUUUAUAUUUCCUUCAAGUUUGGUCAGAUAUCAGACUUGCUCAAGGUCAAGAUAGGAAUUUCGCAUUCAGUGGAAAUGACAUUAAAAAGAUCUGGACACCAGACACCUACUUCAUGAAUGCCAAGAAAACAGAUAUUAAAAAUGUUAUGAAAGACAAUCAAAUGGUGUAUAUCCUGCCUGACGGAGUGGUGGUACAGAUGUCCAGGAUCACAUUAGACGUGGCUUGUCACAUGCAGCUGCAGAUGUAUCCAUUUGACAGACAGAAAUGUGAACUCAUUAUCGAGAGUUUUUCAAUGACAGAAUCAAAGUUAAACUACACUUGGGGCAACUUAGCAGCGGAAAAAUGCGUCGUGGGUGUUUAUGAUGACGCCAUGGCUCAGUAUGAGUACAAAGGAGUGAAACUCAGUUAUAAACACGAGAAGAUUUCCUCUGGCGCUUUCUCCAACUUGUACGCUACCUUUGUAUUCGACCGGCUUACGUCAUAUACAGUUCUCCAAGUGUACGUUCCCAGCUACAUGAUUGUUCUUUUAUCAUUCAUGGCUUUGUGGAUUCCUAAAGAUGCCGUGCCUGCCCGUGUGGGACUUGGGAUAACAACUGUGCUUACUAUUGUGUACUUUUUAGGAACUGUCAAUAGCUCGAUGCCUCGUGUGUCUUACAUGAAGGCCAUCGACUGCCACCUUUUUGUAUCGUUUGGUUUUGUGUUUGCCACCAUGUUGGAAUAUAUUGUUGUGCUAAACACCUCCGACAGAAAGAAGAGGAGGAUGUCUACUCACGAGGACUUUGAACUUGGACCACUCAACAAUCACGCGUCGGACGAUUCACCACAAAACAAACGAUACGAUGCAGGUGUACCGGAUGCUUGUUACCAAGUGUUCUCCUGCAAAAGGAAAAGAAUGAAAGCCAGUCCGUCCGUGAACGCGGUGGACAGAUACGCACGGAUCCUGAUGCCAUCUGUCUAUGGAGUCUUUGUUUUCAUUUACUGGUUGAUAUGUGCAUUGCUGUCUCCUCAAAAAGAAUCAUUGGAUCUCUGUUAGAUUUGGUGCUUCUGUGGUGGGAAGAAAAUCCAAAAAACAUUUCCUGGUUUUGUCUUAGAAAAUCUUUCAUGAAAUGUGUUGAAAGGCUUAAAUUUUAU
Messenger RNA from Pocillopora verrucosa, 1419 nucleotides. Its product is annotated as gamma-aminobutyric acid receptor subunit rho-1-like. Gene Ontology annotation, molecular function: excitatory extracellular ligand-gated monoatomic ion channel activity; transmitter-gated monoatomic ion channel activity involved in regulation of postsynaptic membrane potential; transmembrane signaling receptor activity. Lineage: Eukaryota; Metazoa; Cnidaria; Anthozoa; Scleractinia; Pocilloporidae. Gene Ontology annotation, cellular component: synapse; neuron projection; plasma membrane. The record is from RefSeq and is a predicted model, not a curated record. Gene Ontology annotation, biological process: chloride transmembrane transport; chemical synaptic transmission; nervous system process.